Molecule: messenger RNA, 474 nt
Organism: Hypoxylon trugodes
Lineage: Eukaryota; Fungi; Ascomycota; Sordariomycetes; Xylariales; Hypoxylaceae
Product: Rhodanese-like protein
Exons: 2
Coding region: 1-474 (157 amino acids)
Cellular component (GO): cytoplasm; nucleus
Molecular function (GO): protein tyrosine phosphatase activity
Source: RefSeq, a predicted model, not a curated record
AUGUCUAUGGUAACAAUAUCCAACCUACAGCGCAUCACUGCGCCAAAAUUAGCGGAGAUGCUGCUCGCUAGUUCUAACCAACCGGCUUCGGAUACAACAAUAGCUAUCAUAGACGUGCGAGAUGAUGACCAUCUCGGUGGACAUAUCAAGUCGUCAAUGCACUUCCCUAGUCGCAGCCUAGACGCCACUAUGCCCACUUUACUGCGUAAACUUGCCGAUAAGGACGUUGUCGUCUUCCACUGCGCCCUAAGCCAACAACGUGGGCCGGGUGCUGCCCUCAGAUACCUCCGAGAAAAGGAGGCUGCGUUUGCUGCUGCCGCUGCUGUGAAGAAGGCCGAAGACGGAAGUAAGCCCGGCAAGCAACAACAAGUCUAUGUUCUAGACAAGGGUUUCGUUGGUUGGCAGGAGGUCUACGGCCCCGAUGAGAGACUUACGGAGAGCUAUAGAAAGGAAUUGUGGGAGGACGGGUAUUAA